Zophobas morio is the source of this 669-nucleotide messenger RNA. RefSeq lists its product as uncharacterized. The transcript has a single exon. The record is from RefSeq and is a predicted model, not a curated record. The coding region runs from base 1 to 669 and encodes 222 amino acids. NCBI's taxonomy places the organism in Eukaryota, Metazoa, Arthropoda, Insecta, Coleoptera, Tenebrionidae.
AUGAGUGUAUCCAAUGUACAACGGAUUUUAACAGACAGUAUACCGAAAAUUGCUGACGUUGUGCAAGACGUAAUAUAUUGGCCUGAACGAAUGGCAAUAAAAACAGCUAUGCCUAUAGCGUUUAGAGCUAGAUAUAGGCAAACGGAGUCAAUCAUAGACUGUUUAGAAAUUCAAAUAGAGAAACCAACAGAUUCUCUUAAACAAGCCUUGACGUGGAGCGAAUAUAAGAAAUGCAAUACAUUGAAGUAUUUAAUUUCAUCCACACCAAAUGGCUUUGUUAAUUUUAUUUCAGGUGGUUAUGGAGGGCGCACGUCUGAUAAAGACAUUUUGAAAAAAAGUGGAUACUUGAACUGCUUACCAGAUGGUGCAUCUGUAAUAGCUGAUAGAGGUUUCAAGCAUGUCACUCCGAUGCUCACAGCAAAAAACUGUAUCCUAAUUAGACCUCCAAGCGUCAGCGAAGGUAAAAAAUUAAGCAAAGUGGAAAUGAAGAAAAAUAAAACCAUCGCUGCUUUACGAGUGCAUGUGGAGCGUGUUAUAAAAAAACUUCGAGAGUUUACAAUGUUAGGCCCUCAUGCUUGCAUUCACCACAGCCUGCUGUACCUCAUGAAUCACAUAAUAAUAAUUGCUUGUGCAAUUAUUAAUGUACAGGGAAAAUUAAUAAAAUGUUAA